AAGGUCACUUUGUAAACAUGAAGUGAUGGAACUGGAAGAUCACCGAGCGGAAGGGUCGAGCUGAACCACUGUAAACUGAAACGAAAGUUGAUUUAUCAAAGUUAUCGUGAAAAUCAAAUAAUGGCCUACUCAUCGGGCUCUUUGGCCGGUCCAACGGAUCAGGUUUCGCUUAAGCGAGAAGUUCGGGUUGUUGCUGCAAAGUCCGUUGACAACUACACGGCCUACGUCAUUGAGUUGGCAGUGGAUGACUGCACAUGGACCAUACAGCGACGCUACAGUGAGUUCCACGACCUUCACGACAAGCUAGUGGCCCUGAAGAGGGUGGACCGGGCCCUCCUGCCCCCCAAGAAGUUCCUGUGGAACCAGUCCAAGAGUUUCGUGGAGAAACGAAGGCAUGAUCUGCAGAGUUACCUGCAGAAGCUGUUGGAUCAGAGUUCCUAUCUGGCCACGCCGUUGCUGCACUUUUUGGAGUUUGACAUCUAUGACAUUUAUGGAGUCUCACAGGCCCUUGCCACCGAGCUGUUUGAUAAAGGUGAAGCCAUCCUAUCCUCAGACGACGUGUGUGAGAUGACGCCCAUGCAGCUCUACGCUAUCACAGAGAGGCUGAAACUGGCCAUUCCCACCUGCUCGGCCGAUGACUCACGCAGUGAUAUCGGCCAUAUUAUGGACUUCAUCUCCAGACUCAAGCUGAUGCGGAUUGUUGGCUCUCGGAAUCGGCUUGGAAGCAGCUCCCGGGUUGUGGAUAGGUUGCCCUUUGACCUUUCAUCCUUCAAGGCCUUGGAGCACUUACAGAUGGACGUUUGUAAUAUCGGUAUAAUUGGAGGCCUUGUUGAAUUGAAGAAAACAGUGCGGUAUCUGGCUGUACAUCACACUGUUCAGACAAUUAAGGAAAUUCUGUUGCCAGAGGGUGAACACUGGUUGAGUGCAGAGGCUGGAGCCGUGGCAGGCCCCAGCAGUAGCCGCCCAGUGCAUAUCCCCACCUGGAAAUGCGUCAGCAGAGCUGAUUUUCGAUACAACGGUCUGACUAAUGUGGAUGAAAGCAUUAAACUCUUGCCCAAUCUGACCCGGCUUGACCUGAGCCACAAUGACCUGACAGAGGUCAACAACCUCCAGUACCUAUCAGAGAUGACCCACCUAGACUUGUCCCACAACAGCCUGAUGUCGCUGGAGGGACUGCACACCCGGCUUGGCAACAUCACCACAUUGGGGCUGGCUGCCAACAAUCUCAGCAGUCUCAGGGGACUGGGUAAACUCUACUCCCUGGUCCACCUGGAUGUCAGCAAGAACUCUAUUGAGCAUGUGGUAGAGGUGAACCACAUCAGCAACCUGCCCUGCAUCGAGUCCCUGAAUCUCAAGGACAACCCCGUCACCGGCGUCAUGGACUACCGGACCAAGAUCCUGAGUCUCUUCCAAGAGCAGUACGCCGAGCUGAGGCUGGACGGUCAGCGCUCCAGCCAGAAGGAGAUGGACAAAGUGGCCAUCAUGAAGGCCAUCCAGAAGGCCAAAGACUCCAAGGUCAAGAAGCCCACAGGGAAAAACUCCCCGAGUCGCAAGCCGAAGCGCGCCAUGCAAGUGAAACAAGCCACCAUCGCUGACCCAGCUGAUGUGAAACCUUCUCUUCUUUCUGUGGCCGCUGCAUCAGCUUCCUCAUCAGUGAUAAGCAGCCAAUCCAGCCUACCACAGCACGACGAUAUAUCAGCCUCCAGCUCCGACGAUGCUGAGUACAGGGCCAGGGUGGAGGAGAUCAGAAGAGAGGGAGGCGAGGCCUGGCUGACUCUCCUGAACGAGAUGCGAGAAUCUCCCAAUGCCGGAUCCCCAACCCUAAAAGCCAAGGGAGGCCAUUCCCCAAAGACUGGGAGGUCCCCUAAGGCUAAGCGCAAAGAGCUCCAAGAAAUCAGGAAGCCUAGAUCCAGAAGCAGGUCUCCAGCCCCACCAGAAAUACAGCAACCACCAGCCUCCCCGACCCUCAAGAUCAGCCCGAAAGGCCUCCUACACUGCAUCUUCGACGAGCUGGCUCGCCAUCGGAUGGAAUGCCCCACGUCCAUCCCUGAGCUCAUCUUCAACCUCCACAUCUACUUCCAGGGCCCCGUGCUCAGCACCUACGGCCCGAGGCACCGGCGGCAGAACCUACCCGAGCCGGACACCCAGGGGCCCUCGGUUGCAGACUACCUCUUGGAGCACGUGACCGCAGAGCAUCGGGCGGAGUUUGUGGAGCUUCUUCAGGGGCUGACCCAGGGGAAGGUCCACCUGCCCAGCCACAUCUUCCCCAAGCAGGAAGACGCAGCAGAAGUCUUGACCUGUGUGCUGAGAAUUCUUGGUCUUGAGCAGCAGACUGAAGUUCCAAUAAAUAAUGAGCCUGUGGAACCCAUGGUUGAUGAGAUGACGAAAUUAACUGUGAACUAUGAUGAAAGCCCAGAGAUGGACCAAACUGACUUAGGAGUAGACUCUUCAAUUGAUAUCUCAGUUGGGAAUCCGAGAGCAUCGCCGGCCAUCGUCAUCUCAGAACAUCCAAGUCCUGCUGUCGUCAAGAAGCGUGUGCAGUCUGCCCCACCCCGCAUCAUCCCAACCUAUGAUGAGGCGACUCUGGAGAACCUCGCCGAUUGCAAUAAGCAGGUUGGACUUCAGUUGACCGAGCCCAUGCAGGCCAUCGCCAACAUGCAACCCUCGGACCUGAUCAAGUUUUUCCACGAGAGCAUCGCAGAGAUCGGCUCGGAGCCGGAGAGACUGACCCACAUGAUGUGGGCGGGGGCGAUCGCAUUCCAGAAUCCCUCCGUGGAGAUCACAGCCUGCGUGAUGCUGAGCGACCGCGCUGUCUACAUCCUCUCUGCUGAUGCGUCAUCGUCGCAGAUACUAAGCCCGCCCGUGGAGGUCCGGGGCCACAGACGCAUGAAGAGCGACUCGUCCGUCAAAGACAAACUCCGGGCAGACUCUAAAAGCGUAGACCUGCCCGACACAGCAGGCUUCAAUGGCGGUCGCAUCCUCAAGCAGCCUCACGCCAGCGGGGUACUCCUGAUAUCCACAGAGGACAGAGACAGGAAGAGAGUGCGAUGCCAACACGUCCUGAAUCUGACGGACAUCGUGGAGGUGGACGUGGGGUUGUUUGACCAGAAACUGCGGCUGACGGCCGAGACAGCGGGGGACACCGUCUCCCUGUUGACAAGAAACUUUCAAAUGACUCUCAGCUUCCUAGAGUGGCUCAUGCAGGUUCUUCCGAUCACAAGCAGUCGUAGCAAAUCGCCGGACCGUAGCCCCAAUGCCAUGGAUCCUUACAAGCUGCACCGGGCCUUCACCGAGGAGUUCCUGCACCCGAGCUCGGUCAAGUUCUCCUAUCCCAACGAUGAGACAAUUAACGACCUGACCUACCUGAUUGUUGACUUCAUCAAUGACAAAAGCAUGACCAACAUGGACAACACCAGCAUUCUGCUGUACAUGCUGGUCCAUCAGGUCCACAGCUCGCCACUCCAGGGCAGCCCCGUCACCGUCCAGGAGCCCUUGGCAGAGUGCGAGCGAUCCCACCGCACCCUGGUAGUCACCAACAAGCACCUGAGCCUGUGCCGUGAAGACCACGUCAGCUACCCUCUGCCAGGCUUCAUGAAAUCCUUGCCGGACCACCAGCAGUACGAGCUCCUGGAGGUCCAGGAAAUCAAGAAUCUCCGCCGGCUAGUGGUCAGCGACUUCUCCUCCCGCGACGUGACCUUGGUCUUUGAGGUCAUGGACGUGGUGGUGGACAUCGACAUGGACUAUUACGGCAGCAAGGAAAGUGGGGAGGACGUCCGGCCAGCCAUGCCGGAGGUGGCCUGGACGCUGGUCUUGCCCUCGAUGGACGAUCGGGAGCGGUUGAGGAAGCAACUCUGCCAUACGUGGUUGGAUAUUCACGGCCAGGAAUUAUCCAUCCAGGUCAAUACGUGAAGGUAUUAGAAUAAGUGUAGGAAAGGCUUUAGAAGAUGUACAUUAUCCAAAAGAAUGCUGAGAAAUACUGGUCUAUGAUGGAAACGCCUGUACAGGGUGAGUUUACAAAAAUGUCCCUUUGGAUACGUUCUUGUCUCCCACAUCAACGGGAAAGGUUACCAAAUGUUUCUCUUCGGCCAACAUUCGGUCUGGGUAUUGACCACAGUCUGUAAAAGUUUCACUGAUAUUCAGCUGUGCAUGAAUAGGAUACAGGCCUUUCUUUGUGACUACCCAAAAACACUACCAACACAAUGUUUCCUAAUAUUUUUCAGGGGAUAUUGAACGUUAUUUAAUGGCCAGUACACUGCAAGACAGAACGUAAAUAAAUAUACCAACAUUUCAAAGCAGCCAUGACAAGGCCACAGUUUACUGCUGUCCAAAGGGCUUUGAUGGUCAGAAAGUUUUAUUAAAUACAAUGUAAGUAGGGCACAAGACACGACAGGUCACUUUGGAGAACACCCUCCAGAGGUACAGCAGCCUAACGCUCGGACAGUGCCCAGAAACGUAAAAUACAGACAAAAUGAAACAAACAAGAACCUGAACAGGACAUUGAAAAUGUGAACCUUAUCUAUCAAUUCAGUUUCAAGUUCAAUAAAUGUAAUUCCAUUUGAUUGAUGUCCUGUUCUGUUAUUCCAUAUAUUAUCCUGGCGUCACCGGUUUUCGAUCGGAUAACGGGAAAACUUCUCGAAAACGAAAACUAAAUGGAAUUACAAAAAAUCGACACACUAACCAUUCAACUGGAUACUCCCAAUUUAUAAACUGUUGAAAUCAUCGAAGUUGAAGUCCUUUUUUCCGAAAUAUCGUCCGCGAUUUUCAGCGAUAACAUGUCCGCCAUUCGGCCGGAGCGUCACCAGUUUUCGGUACAGCGGCUGUGCGGCUUGUUCAUCAACAUCGGGGAUGCUAUGGCGCGCGAAAUCACUCAAAAAUGAUAAAA
Patiria miniata (bat star) is the source of this 4882-nucleotide messenger RNA. It is a transcript of the gene nisch, whose product is annotated as nischarin-like. Gene Ontology annotation, cellular component: cytoplasm. Bases 121 to 3909 code for a protein of 1262 amino acids. The transcript is spliced from 14 exons. The record is from RefSeq and is a predicted model, not a curated record. Gene Ontology annotation, molecular function: protein kinase binding; phosphatidylinositol binding. NCBI's taxonomy places the organism in Eukaryota, Metazoa, Echinodermata, Asteroidea, Valvatida, Asterinidae.